Messenger RNA from Rhododendron vialii, 1711 nucleotides. RefSeq lists its product as uncharacterized. The record is from RefSeq and is a predicted model, not a curated record. Gene Ontology annotation, biological process: L-threonine biosynthetic process. Lineage: Eukaryota; Viridiplantae; Streptophyta; Magnoliopsida; Ericales; Ericaceae. Gene Ontology annotation, molecular function: NAD binding; aspartate-semialdehyde dehydrogenase (NADP+) activity; NADP binding. The coding region runs from base 270 to 1403 and encodes 377 amino acids. The transcript has 7 exons.
ACAAAAGACAAGUAUAGCCGAAUUCUUCUCUGACUGCAAAACCCUACCAACCAAGUCAAGAUACAGCCGACACUGCACUCAGCCGCCCAGCCUCCUCAACUCUUCAACCCCCACUCCGCCACCCAGCGCCGUCUCCCUCUCUCUCUCCAGAUUCCUCAUACAUUGCUUUGUGCUCGAGUGGAACCACGUAAAACUUUGUGAUCUUGUUCUGAUCGUUUGUUGGUUUGUUUAUUCUCUUCUACUCUGUGGCUGUCACAAGCACCACCACCAUGAAUACCUCAACCAUCCCUCACCACUGCCUCCUCGCCCGCACCGCAACCUUCUCCCGCCUCCCCGCCGCCCUCCGCCCCCACCCCUCCCCCUUCACCGUCCGCAUGUCCCUCAGCGAAACCGCCCCCUCCCUUGCCGUCGUCGGCGUCACCGGCGCCGUCGGCCAGGAAUUCCUCUCCGUCCUCUCGGACCGCUCCUUCCCCUACCGCUCCAUAAAAUUGCUAGCCUCCAAGCGCUCUACCGGCAAGCGCAUCACCUUCGAGGACCAAAGCUACGUCGUCGAGGAGCUCACCCCCGAGAGCUUCCGCGGCGUCGACAUCGCGCUGUUCAGCGCCGGCGGAUCGAUCAGCAAGGAGUUCGGGCCGGUGGCGGUGGAGUGUGGGUCGGUCGUAGUGGAUAAUAGCUCGGCGUUUCGGAUGGAUGAGAAUGUGCCCCUUGUGAUACCGGAAGUGAAUCCCGAGGCUAUGGCGGGGGUUAAGUUGGGGAAGGGGGGUUUGAUUGCUAACCCUAAUUGCUCGACUAUUAUUUGCUUGAUGGCCGCCACGCCUCUUCAUCGACGUGCCAAGGUGUUGCGCAUGGUUGUGAGUACAUACCAAGCAGCUAGUGGUGCUGGUGCUGCUGCAAUGGAGGAGCUCGAACAGCAGACUCGUGAGGUCUUGGAAGGAAAACAGCCAACUUGUAAAAUAUUCAGCCAACAGUAUGCUUUUAAUCUCUUCUCACACAAUGCACCUGUCCUGUCAAAUGGCUACAACGAAGAGGAAAUGAAAUUAGUAAAAGAGACAAGGAAAAUCUGGAAUGACAUGAAUGUCAAAGUAACUGCAACUUGCAUCAGAGUUCCAGUUAUGCGUGCACAUGCUGAGAGUAUAAACCUCCAAUUUGAGACGCCCCUUGACGAGGACACGGCAAGGGAUAUUCUUAGGAGUGCUCCUGGUGUGGUGGUUAUUGAUGACCGGAAUGCCAAUCGCUUCCCUACCCCCUUGGAAGUGUCGAACAAGGAUGAUGUUGCAGUUGGCAGAAUACGCCGUGAUGUUUCUCAGGAAGAAAACUACGGGUUGGACAUUUUUGUUUGCGGUGAUCAAAUAAGGAAAGGAGCCGCUCUUAAUGCUGUUCAGAUUGCAGAGAUGUUGCUAUAGUUCAGGUCUAAUACUGCACGGCAUGUUAUAUGAAAUAGUAUUUAUUUUCGAGAAGUAGUGAAUUUGGCAAGGGUACACCAUGUUAGCGGAAGAGGAAAAAAUUGACCACUUGUAGCAGAAGCUGUUAAGGUUGCGAAGUUGUGUUUGUUAGUCCUAGUUUACCAUAUUCUUUUGAGGCGCGGUCGUCCAUAAAUAGCUCUUAUCGAGACAGUUUUGUAACAUUAGUUUUUUUCUUUGAAAUAAUUUUAUUCCCUUGUAUGUGAGCAUUAUGUUGCAUUCUUUUCUUGAGAUCAGAACUUUCUGUUGCA